GGACCAGGGAGCACCGGCAAACAGCCCUAAAUAACAGGAAGAGGAAGUGGGGAGUGACCUGUGAGAGGGAGAGAGGACCGCACUGCUCGGACAGCUGCGCUUCCAAAGUGUUUCUGACACUGGAUGAGAAAAGACGCACAUCAGAGGCGACUGGAGGAAGAGAGGAGAGACCUGAGGAGGAACCUGCUGGAUUCUCACCUGGGGAAAAAAAACCUUGGCAACUUGAGGAAGGAGGGAGUGAGGCCGAUAAAGACAUUUUAGGGUAAAUUACUUCUCUGUCGGAGUUCCUGGAGUUUCUGCUUAUUUGAGGAAAAAAGAAAUUGACAAGAGACUUGUGUUUCCACUGCGAUAACAUCACGGUAGAUACCUGCCAGGUGAUCUAUCUAGCCAUUUCUUUUUCUAAUUCUCCCAUUUUUUUGCCUCGUGAUUCCUAGUUUGUCUUCUGAAAUUCAUUUUUUGGGAGGGAUUCAUUCUUGCUCAAGAGGCAAAAUCAUACUUUUCAUCAUCACCGGCUUUCUUAUUUGUCUGACACUCCAGAGAAGGAUUUGCCACAAAGCCCUGGGAAAAAAAACAGCAAAACCUAAGAGAUAAAACCUCUUUCUGGGCAACACCUGUUGCUUUCUUUCUACUUUGGGAAAAACAGUAGAAAAAAAAAACUGUAGCAGGACUGAGGACGGUGGAGUGAUUUGUGCGUCUGUUGCGCUCUGAUCUCCUUCCAGCCGAAAACUGCGCUCCAGUUUCAACCUUUCUGCUUGAUUCUAAUUUGUGCGAUGAUGGCGCGGCUCCAACCGUGGACAGGACUUAUGCCCACGUUGGCCUUGUCCGUCUUCCUCACCGUUGCUCAAAACUCCGGACUUCUUUGGGCGGCAGCAGAGGAACGAGUGUCGUCCGACAUCGUGAAGAAGGAAUCUCAUCCGGUGCUGGUUAGACAAAAGAGAGAAUGGAUCUGGAACACUUUUACUGUAGAGGAAGAGAAACCCGGACCCUUUCCUCAGAAGAUAACGCAGCUCAAGUCGACCUUGAGAGAGUCGGUAAUGAAGUUCAAAAUAGAUGGUGAAGGAGCAAACACAAUCUUCUUUGUGGAUGCAAACGGAAACCUGUUUGCCAGAAAAGCUCUGGACAGGGAGGAGAAGGCCAAUUACAGCCUGACCGCUCAGAUGUUUGAUGGAAACGGGAGACUGAUAGAGGACUCUGGAGACUUUGUCAUCCAGGUGAACGAUAUCAACGACAACAAGCCGGUUUUCCCCAAACAGUACACCGGAUCUAUUCUAGAGAGAGCUAGUAAGGGAACUAAAGUAAUAGAUGCAGUAGCAACUGAUGCAGAUGACCCCUCCACUGCCAAUGGACUGCUGUUUUACUCCUUAAUCCACGGUGGAGAUACCUUUGCCUUCGAAAUCGACAGCAGCACAGGUGCCAUCAGCUGCAAGACAAACACUCUGGACCGAGAAACCAAGAGCCAGUAUGUGGUGGUGGUUCAAGCUCAGGACAUGGGAGGAAGAGACACGGGCAGCACAGCCACCACUUCUGUCAUCAUCAACAUCACCGACAUCAACGACAAUCUGGCUUCUUUUACCAGCAACGCAUAUGAAGUGCGUGUCCCAGAGAACCACCUGUUGAAUGAGGAAAUAAUCACGCUGGAUUUGAACGACAAAGAUGAGCUUAAGAACAAAGAGCCCAUCUUUUCCAUCCCAAGUUUCCACAAAGAUUUAUUUAAUGUCAAACGCAACCGUAACAAGGAUGCCGUCCUCACACUCAAACAGGCUUUGGACUACGAAACAACUAAAAGCUACACUUUCACUGUGGAGGUGAAGGAAGACCUUGGACUUCUGCGUGCAGACAACGUGGGCAAAGCAAUCACCAGAGCACAGGUUAUUCUCAGGGUGACAGAUGUGGACGAGCCGCCAGUUUUCUCCAGGUCCAACUACACCUUCACCGUACCGGAAGACAAGGAAAUAAAGACCGCAAUAGGAGCAGUCACAGCCAAAGACCCCGACGCCGCCAACAAGGCCGUGCGGUAUUCCAUCUUAGAGAAGGACUGUCCGAUCGGUAUCAACCCAGUCACGGGUCAACUGUCGAUCGCGAGGAAGCUGGACAGAGAGCUGGAGGCAACACACGUGUUUCAAGUUAGAGCGCAGGAGGAACUGAGUGGUCUGGAGUCCUACGUUAAGGUGAAGAUUAUUGUUCAGGACGUCAACGACAAUCCGCCUGAACUUUCUGUGGACGAGGUGUUCGUGUGUGAAAAUGAUGUCACCAAUACCGUGAUAGGAGUUUUGAGAGCGACAGAUAAGGACGAACAAGCAGCCACCUUCACGUUCACCCUGAUCGGUCAGAGCUCCAACUUCUCCAUCAAAGACUACGGCAAUGGCUCAGCUGGCGUGAUCGUGAAAGGGGGCCCGUUCAGCAUUGACGACUCCCAGGAUUACGGUAUUUCUGUCCGCAUCAGUGAUGGAGGACAGCCCGCCCAGAGCAACGACGCUGAACUCAAAAUCAAGUCGUGCCGGUGUGAUCGGCAGAGGAUCCCCACGCAGUGUAAAGCUAUGGCUCAGAGGAUGGGGGUCAGCGUUCAUGCCCUCAUAGCCAUCCUGCUUUGCAUACUUACAAUACUGGUCAUAGUCAUCCUGUUUGUGAUGAGGAAACGCUACCAGAAGGACUCGCUGGCAAACAUGAAGAACAGCGGAGAGAUUCACGAGCAGCUGGUCACCUACGAUGAGGAGGGCGGUGGAGAGAUGGACACUAACGGCUACGACGUCUCCAUCCUCACGUCCGCCUGCCACGACGGCUCCCUGCUCCGCCACCCGGACCACCCCCACCCGUCCCUGUACGCCAUGGUGCAGAAACCUCCCCAGCACGCCCAGCCCACCGCCUGCAAGGGGGACAUGGCCGCCAUGAUCGAGGUGAAGAAGGACGAGGCCGACCACGACAGGGACGGGUUCCCGUACGACACCCUCCACAUCUACGGCUACGAGGGACCCGAGUCUUUAGCCGGGAGCCUCAGCUCUCUGGAAAGCUCUUCCACCGGUUCGAACUUGGACUACGACUUCCUGAGCGACUGGGGCCCGAGGUUCAGGGCCCUGGCCGAGCUGUACGGAGUCGACGGGAGCGACUAUUACCAGCAGUACUGAUAGUACACGGGCCGAAAUGUACACGUGCAAAAGAGUACCCAGAGUGGAUCAGUGGUCUGAACGAGCCAUAGAAACGCACUCACACUCCGACCAAAAGCAGGCAGGAAAUAUAAAUAUCCCCACGUACAAUACACCCUUUCAGCCAUGUUCUCUAAAGACUUCUUUAGCUCCUCAAAACACAAUCAGGGGCUCCUUUUUAACUCUAUUAACAACAGCUAGCUUCAGUUAUCGUGUGUAAUUCAGUGGAUUCAUUAGUGUGUUGUACCUCUUUGUUCACUCACAGUCAGAAAAUAACAGCUUCAGCAAAAGUCAGGAAGCUCCCACAAGUUGAAUCGUGGAUUUAAAAAAAAAAAAAAAAAAGAUAAAGCUUAAAUGACGCAGUCAGUCCUCUCAUUUCCAGGGAGGUGCUGGAAAGAUUUUUAAAGUAACCCGAGGACACGACCCCCUUCCAGAAAGUGAGAACCCGCGCCGCUUCUGCUUCACGCGUCUGCAGGAACGCUGAUGUGUGGUGACAGUGUGAGAACAGCUUCUCCAGGAUGCUUUUUAAUCUAGCGCAGUCUUACGGGUUCAGCAGCAGAACGCUUUCACGUCCCUUGCAACGUCCAAUCAGGAACUGCACUCCGGGCCGUAGCCAAUCAGAUGUGAUGACGAGCAGGCGGGUUAAUGAGGUCACUGCUGGCCAGCGAUGUUCCUCGCUCAUCCAGGCUCUUUUUGCUUUCUCUUCAUGCCUCUGCUCUCUUGUUCAGCACCUAUUUUAGCCGCCGUGUUUACAUGUUCAAAGUGUCACAGGAAAAACCUUCAAACGUGACCUAUUUUUAUCCCGUUAGGUUAGCGUUAGCACCCCUAGAUGCAUCCGUGCUUAGCGGUGUGAGGACUUACACAUAACACUUUUCUUCUGAUAUAUGAACUAAAGCUCAGUCGCUUUGAGGUUUCACGAUCUAUCUGAUGUUGUUGUAUGUUACAGACUCCGGAGGUCUGAAGGUUUUAAUCACAGUCGUCCUGUAGUUUAAAUAUUUGUGCACUUUGAAAUGCAAAAACACUACAUGUGAAAGCAACCCAUUCAUGCUCCUUUAUUGUUUCUAUUUUUUGGUAUUCUUCAUUCAUUUUGGUUUUGGAGGCCGGUGAUGUUGCUGUAUGUUCAUGUUUCUAUUGUUUUUGUUUCAUUUUCACAAAACGGCCUCAAACAUGGCGAGAACAGGAUGAUUUGUUUUAGACGUAACGUUGCUGGUUUGUAAAUAUGAUUGCCGCGAGGGUUUUAUUGUACUGAAGUACGUUGAGGAGCCACGUGUCUUAAAACAUCAAGGGUUUGGAGAUUUUAGAUCACAGAGAAACACCUGCCAAUCUUUAUUUCUCUUUUUCUUAAUUUGAAAUUCUGGAAAGAGCCAUUUUUAGGGAAAGUAGAACUCCUGAGAGCAUGUGAUGUCCAGCGGAUGAUUUAGUGAUAUGCUAAUUUUCUCAUUAUAGGAAAUAAUGAAUGGUUUUCCAUGUCUCCAUGACUCUAAAUGCAGGUGUCAAUGCAGAUUAAGGUGUUUGACCAGCAUUCAACAUGAUACCUGCAUAGAAAGCAUAAAGAUCCCUGAGAUUCAGCACGAAUCAGUUUUUAAAUGUUUGAAACCGUAAAGGAAAGCCGUGACUGAGAGGUCUUUUUCUUUUUCCAUGGGAAUUUUCCCGGUUAUCUGCUGCUCUGAACAGAGGACAGACAAUAGUGAGAGAGAAAGGAAAUGGCUCUGCUGCUCAGACAGAAUUACAGGUUUUAUUUGACUGAACCCAUCAUCACAGUUAUUGUUGCGAUGAAAGCUGAAUCCUCGGAGGCCUACUCUGACAAAAGUCAUUCAGAAAAAUCAGGAAACGCAGAGUUGCAAAAGCAGCUUGUUGGACUGCCACAAGGGCUGCGAUGGGGCUCCAAUAACUUUAACCUCUCAUCCUUUGUGGCUUCUGUCAGGGCACAACAUCUCUGACCAAAGACAUCCAGAACUUUUUUGCGGUCUCUAGAUUUCCCAGACUUGUAAAACAAUAGAGGGUUGUUUGCAUGUGUGAGAAGUUGUCAGGUUGGAUCAAUCCUCAACAUAACCAAGCUUUGAGUUCAGUUAUCACAGAUUAAAAUCAACCAACUCAUGCUAAUUUAUUCAUACUUUAGACAUAUGAGCUGUUUUUACAGUCAGCUUUAUUAAAUGUGUAAAAUUUUCCCACAAAUGAACGGAUAGAAUUGAUCAACUUUAGCAUCUUAGCUCAGCAAGUUAUUCCAACAUUUGUUUUUCACUGACAGACAAAUGACGCUGUGUUAAAGUCUCUCCUGAGAGACCUUUUUCGUAUGUUUUGAGUUAACUAGUUGGUGUCACCGGUUCAGACUAAAUAUCGCUGUUGUUUUGGUGUCGAGCACGCUCUCGGUCCUGCUGGCCGUUGCACUUUAACUAAGCACAAACAAUGGCUCUCUGCAGACACCUGUCACCUGUCCAAGAACAAGUUAUCACUCACAAGCAUUAAAAUAACAACUGCAGACCUUUUGGGGAAUAUUUUUUUUAAUUUUGAAUGUUAUUUUUCCUGGCCAGGGAAUUGCCUGCUCAUAAAUUAUGGCCUCAGUGGUUAAAAAGUCAGUCAUAAUGGGCCGUAAAGGUAGAAGGUCACUAAAUGUCCCUUUGCAAGCCGCCGCCCACUAAUGCCAUGCUGCGGACGGGAUUUGUAAUCUGUGCCAUCCUGACUGAAGAUUUAGUCACAGACAAGUUUCACCAGGACAGUUAAUCUGCUUUUACAUGUAAAGUCACUCCAGUUUACAGCAUUUUAGUUUUAGUAAUCAAGAUUUGUUUGGAUUUGAACCUAUUUGCUUAAAACAGGCUUAUUUGGAAUGUCAUUUGAGAAAUGGGGGAUAUGCCUCACUCUUUGUCCUUUAAUCAGCUAAAACAAACAGAGGACCAAACUUCCUGUCCAUCUGGGCCUGUGCCCACCCCUUCCUGUCUGUUAUCUCUCUCCCGAGCAGCACAUUGUGCUCGCUUCCUGUCAGAGCAGGCUGGGAAACUGGAGAAACACGAGAUGGAUGUUAACGUGAGGGAAAGAUGGGGAGAAAUAGCUGGAUCCGUCAUAAGAAACAAUACACAGAAAGUAGCGUUAACGACUUCUUCGUGAAGAAAUAGAAUAACCUUCAAAUAUAAGGAACGCCCUGGAAUGUUUUAACGUGUGGCACAAAAAAAGGCAAACAUUUUGAGAUCUGAAGUUCUUUUAGCCUCAUUUGUGCCUCUGAAGUCAUUGUGAUUUUGCCAUUUCUGCUAUUUUCUGCUAAUGACAAACUUUUAAGAGGAUGUUAAGUCUAUUUUAAAGCAGCAUCCCCAUUUAUUGAUCAAAAAACGUCAGCAUUUCGUGGCUGUUGUCUUUGUUUGGGUGCAAAAAAAAAGGAAACCAACCAUAAUAACAGAGUUUCAGUGGUGGUUCAUAUGCAGCAAAAUGAGCAGCAAUUGAAUGACCCUGAAGGUGAAGUGUUUUGUGACUGUGUGCGUGUGCAUGUGCGCGCGUGUGUAUAAUCAUCAUCACUGAAAUUACAGCCGUUGUUAGCAAAAGCUGCAUGUGUGAUCUCAGCUGGCCGUGGCCGUCUGAGGGGUCUGGCGUUUACUUUCCUAAGAGUCAGAAGUAUUGGCAGCAAAGUAUUUAGAGGAGGAAAUUAAAAAGAUUUUAAGAGCUUGACGGUAACAUUUUUAUUUUAGCCUGCAGUUUUUCUCUUUCUUUGAUCAAUGUUCUCAAAGUGUCAGAUUUGUUUGAGACGUUAUAUAUGAGCUGAAUUCCAGCAAGUUGAACAUUUUCUCGUUUCCUGUGCUCUUAUUUACUUCUCCACGCAGUCAAAUGAAGUAUUUCUUAAACAAAAAACCUUUCUGAAUUUAAUAUACUGGUUUAAAACUGACUUGUUUUCAUCUGUGCACUCCAAGUUUGAUGUGAAAUGUAUUUAGAAGAAAAAAAAAAAGCCAAACAGUGAUUUUUCUUUCAUUAUUUCCUUUUUAUUGCCUCAUUUACUGUAUUUAAAGGAUUUUAAACUUGAAUUUUUCUACAUGCUCUAAAAAAAAAGAAAAAAAAAGAUAUUUUUUUUAACAAAUAAAAGAAGUGUGAAUGGGUGAAGGGAUUUCCUGCUGAGGCGUCCACUUGUGAAUGCUUGUAAUUGUGCCCAUGUACACACAUACAAGUAUGUGUCAAACCAACAAGAAAUAUCAACUACACAUUAACAUUCCUGUGUAAAUACUGGAGGGGUCCAGAAGGGAGCAACACGUGCCUUUAUUCUUAAAAACAUACUGUAAUUCAUCUUUUGGUGAUGAACACAAUGUUUUCUAUAUUGUUUUUAUGGUGUAUAGUAGCUACUUUUUAUUACCUGACAUUUUUUGUAAGUGUAGAAUCAUAAUAAACACUCAAAUGUU
Molecule: messenger RNA, 7513 nt
Organism: Cololabis saira (Pacific saury)
Lineage: Eukaryota; Metazoa; Chordata; Actinopteri; Beloniformes; Belonidae
Gene: cdh5
Product: cadherin 5
Exons: 15
Coding region: 771-3122 (783 amino acids)
Biological process (GO): vasculature development; multicellular organism development; calcium-dependent cell-cell adhesion
Cellular component (GO): catenin complex; bicellular tight junction; adherens junction
Molecular function (GO): cadherin binding; calcium ion binding
Source: RefSeq, a predicted model, not a curated record